Diospyros lotus (date-plum) is the source of this 946-nucleotide messenger RNA. RefSeq lists its product as uncharacterized. Gene Ontology annotation, molecular function: zinc ion binding; nucleic acid binding. The record is from RefSeq and is a predicted model, not a curated record. The transcript is spliced from 2 exons. Bases 32 to 946 code for a protein of 304 amino acids. Lineage: Eukaryota; Viridiplantae; Streptophyta; Magnoliopsida; Ericales; Ebenaceae.
GUGUGAUACACACUUGGCAGAAAUUCAAUUGAUGCAUCCUCAAGCGCAUCUAACAUUAGUGGAAGCAGGAAUGGAAAGGUGGUCACGUGCAUAUUGUUCGAGAAGAAGAUAUUCCAUGAUGACCACCAAUAUUGCCGAGUCUCUCAAUAAAUGCAUGAUGAAAGCACGUCGGUUGCCUAUAACGAGUGCACAUGAAUUUUUGAGACAUAUGCUUCAAAAAUGGUUUAGCGACAGACGUGCUACUGCUGACAGGAUUGUAACUGAGAUUACCUCUGCUGCAUUGGCACAUGUCAACUUUGCCCAUAGCAAAACAUUAGAUCGAGGAUGUAGUGUAGUUCCUAUAAUACACGGAAACAAGUUCCUCGUGAAACAUGCAAAGGAAGGCGAUGGGAUCGUUAACAUUGAUGCAAAAACAUGCAGUUGUCGUAAAUGGGAUCUUGAUCAAUUACCGUGUCUUCAUGCAGUUGCUGCUGGCAGUUUCAUGCGGGUGCACUAUAAUUCGUUUUGUCAUCCAUAUUACACUGCAAGCUGGGUCAAAAAAGCAUAUGAACUUCCCAUUAAUCCGGUCCCUAACAAGUCCGCUUGGGUUAUUGCUGCACAUGUUGGAAGGGUGGUUGUACACCCACCCGUACAAAGAAGACAACCGGGUAGACCAAGAGAGGGUCGGAUUCCUUCUAGUGGGGAAGCUCGUCGAAGGAAAAAAUGUGAAAAAUGCGGUGCACAAGGGCACAACCGUCUAUCUUGCCCUAAUGAAUGGUCUUCUUCCAUUGGAGAGUCGAGCACAGCCGCUACUACUAUAGAAUCAAGAGAUGCUGCCAUGGCCACUGCAAGAGAAAAUCGAAAAUGCAGCAUUUGCAAAGAGGCUGGACACACUCGUCGUCGGUGCCCUAUACAGUUGAGCAAUCAAGGUGAUGAUAAUUUUGGCAAUGAUCUAAACAAUCAAUAG